Carica papaya (papaya) is the source of this 1626-nucleotide messenger RNA. RefSeq names its product serine carboxypeptidase-like 2. Gene Ontology annotation, biological process: secondary metabolic process; proteolysis. The record is from RefSeq and is a predicted model, not a curated record. Lineage: Eukaryota; Viridiplantae; Streptophyta; Magnoliopsida; Brassicales; Caricaceae. Gene Ontology annotation, molecular function: acyltransferase activity, transferring groups other than amino-acyl groups; serine-type carboxypeptidase activity.
GGGAGGUAGGAGGGAGCAGCCUGUUGAUCUGGAUGAAGUUCUUGACUUGGUUAUAUUUUCCUAAUCAAUGGAAACGCGUAACUGGAGAGGGGGAGACAAUGGCGUGGUUACUCCUUUUUCUGCUCUUUCACGGCUGCUCCUGUCUUGUUUUCUCUCAUCCCACCCUCCAGUUUCUUCCCGGCUUCACUGGACCUCUGCCUUUUCAACUCGAAACGGGUUAUGUAGGCGUGGAUGAGAAUGAGAUUGUGCAGCUGUUCUACUACUUCAUCAAGUCCGAGAGAAAUUUCAGGGAAGAUCCCCUCAUGCUUUGGUUAACGGGUGGCCCCGGCUGCUCCGCCAUUUCUUCUCUCGCUUUCGAGAUUGGUCCGUUGAGUUUCAAGGCGGUGGAGUAUAAUGGGAGCUUGCCUACAUUGUUGUUAAAUCCAUAUUCAUGGACAAAGGUGGCCAGCAUCAUAUUUGUGGAUUCACCUGUUGGCACUGGAUUUUCCUACUCAAAAACCCCUCCUGCUUCUCCACCAAGUGAUUUCGGACAAGUUGACAGUAUCAACCAGUUUCUUAAGAAGUGGCUGAUAAUUCAUCCAGAAUUUCUAUUGAAUCCAUUAUAUAUUGGUGGGUCUUCCUACUCUGGCAUUCCUCUGCCUGCUCUUGUUCAACAAAUCUCAAACGAGAAUGAACAAGGCAUCAAACCUCUAAGGAAUCUUCAGGGAUAUGUACUUGGAAGCCCUAUGACAGACUUGACUUCUUUUCGCAAAUUCAGAUUCUUAUUUGCUCAUGGGAUGGGACUUAUAUCCGAUGAAAUCUAUGAGGCAUGGAAGUCCAACUGUGAAGGAGGGAAUCCCAGCAACAAAGAAUGUACAAGAGCUGUUGAAGCCUAUGAAAUGUGCACAUCAGAGCUAUAUGAGAAUUAUAUUUUGGCACCUUCUUGUGAUUUUGCUUCCCCAAAGCCACAACAGAGUUUUAGUGAAAGAAGAUCUCUGACUUCUCAUUAUUUUCAUGACUCCCAAUUAUCAGUUCCAACACUUGGCUGCCCCACUUACGGAUAUUUGCUGGCUGAUUAUUGGGCUAAUGACUAUAGCGUUCGCCAAGCACUCCAUAUACACGAGGGAAGUAUAGAGAAAUGGCGGCGAUGCAACAAAAAUAUGCCUUAUAUUAGAGAUAUUCAAAACAGUAUUCCUUACCAUGCAAACCUCAGCGUUAAGGGCUACCGUUCUUUAAUUUACAAUGGAGAUCAUGACUUGACGAUGCCAUUCUUGGGAACUCAGGCGUGGAUACGAUCUCUAAAUUACUCCAUUGUUGAUGACUGGAGGCCAUGGAUGCUAAGUGGUCAAGUUGCAGGGUACACAAGGACUUACUCUAAUAAAAUGACAUUCGCCACCAUAAAGGGUGGAGGACACACGACUAUGUUCAGACCUGAAGAGAGCUCAGUUAUGUUUAAAAGGUGGAUAAGUGGAGAACCUCUCUGAUAACCUUUCAAAAUCAUGAUACAUCUCAUUCUCAAUCACAGUAUUCUGUAUAUAUAUUUUGUAUAUGUUUAUACAUGUAUGACAAGGCCUGAACAGUCCAAUACUAACCGUCCAAACACUGGAUGUGAUUUUUAAAAACAUGAUGCGACCAACUUUUCUUAAA